GCCAAUUGUGCACGCACGAUGGAGAUACUUGUGGUUCUGGCGAUAUUUUGCAGUGUCUUCGGAACCUUUAAUUCAGCAAUCGUGGACGAUAGCGAGGCAUUCGAACUUCCUUGGUGGCCCCUCUCCCUGCCGGAAGACUGCUCGUACCCGCCAGCGACGGGACCGUGUGAGGCGUACAUGCAGCGCUUCUACUACAACCCUUUGACCAAAGCUUGCGAGCUGUUCAUCUUCGGCGGAUGUGGAGGAAAUGCGAACAACUACGCCACUUACAAGGAAUGCCAGAAGAAGUGCAAGACAAUCUGGGGCAUACUUCCUCGCGCCUAACAGGAAAGGAAUCAUUGUGCCGCCGUGAAUACGAGCGUACAAUACACUCUGG
Molecule: messenger RNA, 376 nt
Organism: Dermacentor andersoni
Lineage: Eukaryota; Metazoa; Arthropoda; Arachnida; Ixodida; Ixodidae
Product: kunitz-like toxin PcKuz3
Molecular function (GO): serine-type endopeptidase inhibitor activity
Source: RefSeq, a predicted model, not a curated record